UUGGGGCAGAAAGGAGGGAAAAAGGAGCUGCAGGGAGGAGGGAAAAAGGAGCUGCGGGUGGAUUCCAGCCCAGCCGGCCCGGUCCCGGCCCGGCCCGAGCCCGGCCAUGGCGCAGCGCGGCCCCGCCGGGACCCUCCUCGCCUCGGCCUCGUGCCCGCUGUGCCUCGGCCUCUUCCAGGACCCCGUGUCCAUCCACUGCGGCCACAACUUCUGCCGCGGCUGCAUCGAGCGCUGCUGGCGGAGCUCCCGGGACAGCUUCCCGUGCCCGCGCUGCCGGGAGACGGCCCCGGAGCGCGGCCUGCGGCCCAACGCGGAGCUGGCCGCGCUCAUCCGCGCCGCGCAGGAGCUGAGCCUCCGCGGGAGCGCGGCGGCGGGCGAGCCGCUGUGCCGGCGGCACGGCGAGGCGCUGAAGCUGUUCUGCGAGGAGGAGCGGAGCCCCGUGUGCCGCGUGUGCCGCCGCUCGCCGCGGCACCGGCUGCACGCCGCCGUGCCCAUCGAGGAGGCGGCGCAGGAGCGCAAGGAGAAAUUCCAGGCUCAGGCGCAGAUCCUCAGGGAAAAGAGGGAAGAGAUGCUGGCGAUGAAGGCGGCGGAGGAAGAGAAGAGCUCGGACUUGCUGGGAGAAAAAGAGAGAAAGAGAGAAAGAAAUAAAGAGAGAAAUAAAGAAAGAGAGAGAGAGCUGGCGGGGCAGGAGCGGCUGCUCCUGGCGCGGCUGGCCGGGCUGGAGCGGGACAUCGCGCGGAGAGGGGAGGAGAGCAGCGGCCGGCUCGCCGAGCAGAUCGCCGCCGCGGGCCGGCAGAUCCAGGAGCUGGAGGAGAAGUGCCGGCAGCCGCCCUGGGAGCUCCUGCAGGACAGCAGCGACAUCCUCAGCAGGCUGGAGCAGCAGAGCGCCCCCGAGCCCGGGGAGACUCCAGCAGAGCUGGCAGAGGAGCCCACGGGGCUGGCCCAGGAAAAAUUCACCCUCAAAGAGACGCUGAGGAAGUUCCAAGUCAGCCUGACGCUGGAUCCCGACACGGCGCACCCGCGCCUCGCCCUCUCCGAGGACGGCAAGAGCGUGCGCUGGGCCGACGCGCGCCGAGCCGUGCCCGACCACCCCAAACGCUUCGACUCGUCGCGCUGCGUGCUGGGCCGCCAGGCCUUCGCCUCCGGCCGCCACUACUGGGAGGUGCGGGUGGGCCGCGGCGCCGCCUGGGCCGUCGGCGUGGCCCGCGAGUCCGUGGCCAGGAAAGGCCGGCUCGGCGUCAGGCCCGAGCUGGGCGUCUGGGCCGUGGGGCUCUGCGGGGGCCGCUGCCAGGCGCUGGCGUCGCCCGGCGUGCCCAUCGCCCUGCCGCGGGCGCCCGAGGUGGUGGGGGUCUACCUGGACUACGAGGGCGGGCGAGUGGCGUUCGUGGACGCGGGCGGCGAGGCGCCGAUGUUCGCCUACGCGCCGGCGAGCUUUGGGGGGGAGAGGGUGCUGCCCCUGCUGUGCCUGGGGAGGGGGUGCCAGUUCAGCCUGUGCCCCUGAGACCCCCGGGCGGGACCCUCAGCGGCGCUGAGCUUUCCGCCUCGGAGGAUUCGGGUGGGAAAUUCCCUUUUCUCCAUUAUUUCUUUAUAAUUUCUGCAUCGUUUCUGCAUCGUUUUCUCCAUAAUUUCUCCAUAAUUUCCUCCAUAAUUUUCUUCAUAAUUUUCUGCAUCAUUUUCUCCAUCAUUUCUCCAUAAUUUCCUCCAUAAUUUCUCCAUAAUUUCUGCAUAAUUUUCUGCAUCAUUUUCUGCAUAAUUUCUCCAUCAUUUCCUCCAUCAUUUCUCCAUUAUUUCUCCAUCAUUUCUGCAUCAUUUUCUGCAUCAUUUUCUCAAUGAUUUUCUUCAGAAUUUCUCCAAAAUUUUCUCCAUAAUUUUCUGCAUAAUUUUCUUCAUAAUUUCCUCCAUCAUUUUCUGCAUAAUUUUCUCCAUAAUUUCCUCAUAAUUUCCUCCAUCAUUUCUACAUAAUUUCUCCAUCAUUUCUGCACAAUUUUCUGUAUAAUUUUCUCUAUAAUUUUCUCCAUAAUUUCUCCAUAAUUUCUCCAUAAUUUCCUCCAUGAUUUCUAGAUAAUUUCUCCAUAAUUUUUCGAUAAUUUCUCCAUAAUUUUCUCCAUCAUUUCUGCAUAAUUUUCUGUAUAAUUUUCUGUAUAAUUUUCUCCAUAAUUUCUCCAUCAUGUCUCCAUCAUUUCUGCAUCAUUUCUGCAUCAUUUCCUCCAUAAUUUCCUCCACGAUUUCUCCAAAAUUUCCUCCAUAAUUUCUCCAGCAUUUUGCCAUCAUUUUCUUCAUAAUUUCUGCAUCAUUUCCUCCACGAUUUCUCCAAAUUUUCCUCCAUAAUUUCUCCAGCACUUUGCCAUCAUUUUCUUCAUAAUUUCUGCAUCAUUUCCUCCAUCAUUUCCUCCAUAAUUUCUCCACCAUUUCCGCCAUCUCCCUUUUCCUGCAAGGAGAAGCCGCAGCUGGGUCGGAGAAAUGCGGGUUUGAGGUCGGGGGAGGCUUUUGCCGUUUUGAGGAUGAGAAAAAUGGGGGAGAAAACACACAGAGACCCUUUUUUUAGCGCAUUUAACCCAAAAAUCUUCAGUUUAGGUCGUUCCUCGGGAGAUAAGGCGCUGAUCGCAGCUCCCUGGUGGUCUAGUGGUUAGGAUUCGGCGCUCUCACCGCCGCGGCCCGGGUUCGAUUCCCGGUCAGGGAAGGAAACUUUUGUUUCCGCUGAAAAAAAAUUAAUUUUUGGGAAAAAUCUAUUUAAGCAUCUCCUAACCCCCAAAACACGCCUUUUCUCCUCUUUUUUACGCCUCUCCUCUCCCGCGAGACGCCCCCUUCCAGCUGCUCCUGAGAAAUGAAUAAAU
Passer montanus (Eurasian tree sparrow) is the source of this 2834-nucleotide messenger RNA. Its product is annotated as E3 ubiquitin-protein ligase TRIM39-like. Gene Ontology annotation, molecular function: zinc ion binding; protein binding. Bases 107 to 1501 code for a protein of 464 amino acids. The transcript has 8 exons. The record is from RefSeq and is a predicted model, not a curated record. Lineage: Eukaryota; Metazoa; Chordata; Aves; Passeriformes; Passeridae.